AGCAAACAGAAGCUCCUUGCAGAUUCUCUGUGUGCAUGUGCUAAUGAAACAAUAAAUUUCACAUCCUGCUGGCAGCACUUUCCCGCCAGCCUGGGAACCAGUGUGACCGAAGACAUCUGAGAAGAAAUACUUCUGUGCAGCACAAAGGAUAAAAGAAGGCUGAUAUAGACUUCGGACUUUGAAGCCUAAAUUAAUAUGAAGUUCCCGAGGACUCUCCGUCGCAGAUUCAACGCCUUGAUUUUCCUGGGCGUCCUGCUGGGGGCAGCAGUGGUGCUGUUCCAUGACUGGUACACCAGGAUCAGCCCCCGUCAUUCUCCUUUCCCUGAAGGCCGAAAGGUUCACGUUUUGCUGCUGUCGUCAUGGAGAUCUGGUUCGUCCUUCCUGGGUCAGGUGUUCAGUCAGCACCCGUCUGUUUUCUACCUCAUGGAGCCUGCGUGGCACGUUUGGAUUACAAAUCAUAAAUCCGGUGCAAAGAGUCUCCGAGUGCCUGUGAGGAAAAUGCUGUGGGGUUUAUACAAGUGUGACUUCUCACUGAUCAGAAACUACCUGCCAGGAAACCCUCGUCUGUCCUCCUUUUUCAUGUGGACCCAAAGUCAGGCGCUGUGCUCGCCGCCGGCCUGUCCCGUCAGAUCAGCCAAUGAGAGUCAGUGCGACAAAGCGUGUCACUCUGUAAGCUUGGACAAAGCGCAGGACGCCUGCGCAACAUACACUCAUGUGGUUUUAAAAGAAACUCGCUUCUUUGAGAUGGAGUCCCUUUAUCCCCUUCUGCAGGACCCCAACCUGGACCUCCGAGUGGUUCAUCUGGUCCGGGACCCUCGGGCGGUGAUGCGGUCCAGGGAGGAGUCGGCCUACCUUCUCGACAGAGACAGCGAUAUAGUUCUGGAGCACAGAAACGUGUCUGAGGCCGACAGGCAGUAUGAAGUCAUACGAGAAAUCUGCCGCAGUCACCUGGACAUUUAUGAGAGAGGGUUCUUCGACCCGCCUCCGUUUCUGGAGGGCCGCUACAAACUGGUUCGCUACGAAGACGUGGCACGAAACCCACUAACAGAGUUGAAUAGUAUUUAUGAGUUUGUAGGUUUAAAGAUGACCUCUGAGGUGGAGGAAUGGAUCCAAAAGAUGACGCAUGGAGGGGGGAAAGGCGGCGGGAACGUAGCUUUUAAAAUCACCUCCAGGAACGCAGCUGAAGUGUCGCAAGCUUGGCGCACCGUGCUGAAUCACAGCAAGGUCCAGCGCAUUCAGGAGUUGUGCAAAGGCGCCAUGUUGUUGCUCGGCUACAGGACAGUAGACAGCGAAGAAGAACAGAAGAGACUCGAUAUCGGCCUGUUAGACCCUGGGCGCCCAUAGAGUUCAGCUUUCAAGUUAGACCAAAAAAAGUAGCGGUGCAGCGAUUUAUCAGUGCUUAUUUUCUUAAUUUUAGGAGAUCGGUGAUCGCCUGAUUUUUACAUGUAAAGCUAAUCUUGUCUAAUCUUGCUUUCAACAUCGGCAAAGGUGCAAAACUCAACCACUGGGCUUUUCUUUUCUCCCGUGACAGAGGUUUUACUGACAAACCAGCCGACCAGGUCAUGUCUGCACAUUUACA
Gambusia affinis (western mosquitofish) is the source of this 1579-nucleotide messenger RNA. RefSeq names its product carbohydrate sulfotransferase 5-like. The record is from RefSeq and is a predicted model, not a curated record. The transcript has 2 exons. The coding region runs from base 196 to 1344 and encodes 382 amino acids. Lineage: Eukaryota; Metazoa; Chordata; Actinopteri; Cyprinodontiformes; Poeciliidae. Gene Ontology annotation, molecular function: N-acetylglucosamine 6-O-sulfotransferase activity. Gene Ontology annotation, biological process: sulfur compound metabolic process; N-acetylglucosamine metabolic process.